Ostrea edulis (European flat oyster) is the source of this 1696-nucleotide messenger RNA. Its product is annotated as pyruvate dehydrogenase E1 component subunit alpha, mitochondrial-like. Lineage: Eukaryota; Metazoa; Mollusca; Bivalvia; Ostreida; Ostreidae. Gene Ontology annotation, molecular function: pyruvate dehydrogenase (acetyl-transferring) activity. The coding region runs from base 84 to 1250 and encodes 388 amino acids. The record is from RefSeq and is a predicted model, not a curated record. Gene Ontology annotation, biological process: pyruvate decarboxylation to acetyl-CoA. The transcript is spliced from 9 exons. Gene Ontology annotation, cellular component: intracellular membrane-bounded organelle.
CGGGAAAAUUUUUAAAAUUAGAAUCUCCACAUGACCUUCACCUUCACAGGAUCGAGCUCGAGUCACCUUUACGGUUUUUCGGCAUGUUCUCUUUAAUAUUCAGACGUGUUUCUUCAAAACCUGUGCUUGGAUCGACUGUCUCUGCAUUCAAUGGCUCCACAUUCUCUACAGUGCCUGAGGCCACGCUAGACAUACAGCCCUGUGCCCUCCACAAAUUAGAAAAUGGCCCUCCAAAUCAGGCUACUGUCACCAGAGAAGAUGCCAUAAAGUUUUACAAGGACAUGGUGACUGUGCGUCGGAUGGAGACGAUGGCUGGCAAUCUCUAUAAAGCCAAACAGAUCCGGGGCUUCUGCCACCUCUACUCAGGACAGGAAGCCGUAUGUGUAGGUAUGGAGGCGGGUAUUACUGGAGAUGAUGCUGUGAUCACAGCCUACAGAGCCCAUGGCUGGUCCUACAUGAGGGGCGUGUCAUUACUGGGAGUACUGGCAGAAUUAACAGGUCGUGAAUCUGGCUGUGCUCGUGGUAAAGGUGGCUCUAUGCACAUGUACACGAAGAAUUUCUAUGGUGGCAAUGGUAUUGUUGGAGCUCAGGUCCCACUGGGAGCAGGUAUUGCCUUUGCUCUGAAAUAUAAUAACCAGCCAAACAUUUGUGUGACACUGUAUGGGGAUGGAGCAGCCAACCAAGGUCAGCUGUUUGAGGCCUUCAACAUGGCCAAGCUGUGGAACCUGCCGUGUGUGUUUGUCUGUGAGAACAACGGUUACGGUAUGGGAACCAGUGUGGAGAGAGCUUCGGCCUGCACAGACUACUACACUAGGGGCGACUAUGUUCCAGGAAUGAGAGUUGAUGGUAUGGAUGUUUUGGCAGUUAAGGAAGCCACAAAGUUCGCCAAAGAAUAUGCACUGAACAAUGGACCUAUCCUGAUAGAGACAGCUACCUAUCGUUACCAUGGACACAGUAUGAGUGACCCAGGAACUAGUUAUCGAGCUCGUGAGGAGAUUAAAGAAAUGCGUGAGACUAGGGACCCAAUAACAGUUUUCAAACGUAGAAUUACAGAAAACAACCUAGUGACUCCUGAAGAAUUGAAGAAAGUUGAUCAGGAUGUGAAGAAGGAAAUUGAAAAGGCAGCAGAGAAGGCAAAGAGUGAUCCAGAAAUUGCUCUUGAUGAGCUGUACAACAAUGUGUACAUCAGUCCCGACUCGACCUUCACUGUAAGAGGUUGUGACCCAGGCGUGAGGGUCGCGUCGAGAUAACUCAACAGUGUCAUGUCUGCAUAUCUGUUUUAAGGAGCAGGGAUUUUUUUUGUACAUUUAUUUGUGGAAAAACUGGGGACAAUAUUUUGGGGGAGAAUAAUACUCUGUUUGAUGUGACGUCUAAGAAUUUAACUUUAUAUCUCCUAGUAUUAAUGUGACCUAGUUAUUUAUUUGGAUUAUAAAUGUGUACUUGCAACUUAUGUUGACCAUAUUGGAAAAUGAACAGUACCUUAUUUUCUCAUUUGUUAAUGUAUUGUUGUUUAUGAUGUGAGUAAAAUCUCGUAUUUUUAUGUAUUUUGUUUGCAUUCAGUAAUCUGUUUAUCUUGAGCUGUGAUUUUUAUGCAACAUAUGUUUUUCAUGUACAUAGUUCCACUCCUUUUUCUGUCAUUGUCCAUGUACAGACUGUAUACAUAGAAAUGGAUAUAUUAAAAAAUGAACAUCAUUCA